This is a messenger RNA of Ogataea philodendri, 2355 nucleotides long. RefSeq lists its product as uncharacterized. Lineage: Eukaryota; Fungi; Ascomycota; Pichiomycetes; Pichiales; Pichiaceae. Gene Ontology annotation, biological process: protein catabolic process in the vacuole; cellular response to glucose starvation. Bases 1 to 2355 code for a protein of 784 amino acids. The transcript has a single exon. The record is from RefSeq and is a predicted model, not a curated record.
AUGUCUAAAGAAGUUUUCAACGAGGGGCCUACAACGUCACAGCAUAUCGAUGCCGAAAAUGAUGAUCAUUUCAACAACACAACUUUCAAACUAAAAAGAACCAGGUCAUUAGGUCUGCUUGAUGAUUUUAUUACUCAAACACAGUCUCUGGACACUAAUUCAACUCCCGGAAAAGACAGUAAGUUGACAUCGAAAGAUUUUGUGUCUGAUGCUACUCUGCAAAAGCUAAACAUCAAAUCAACAUAUGACGAUACCGAGAAUAUCCCACGUUUUUACACCAGGGUGAUACCGUCUUCUUCCAAAAACAAACGAGUGGUGUUGUCCAACUCGCCACAAAGUACACACAGUGAUGAGCUCUCCGACGAGAAUUGCAACUCCGAAGAUUCGACAACUACGACAGCUACUGCCAACUCGAUCAGUCUCACGCCAAAGCAUGAGCUAAGGAAACAACAAAACCCGACUCAAAUUCAUGAACAUGAUGAAAUACCUGCUCCAUCAUUGAUUUUUCAACAUCACUUACACGAUGAUAUUGAUGUUGAGCAUGCUCCUGAGCAACAUGUUGAUUAUUUGUCACAUGAUUGGGAUGAAAUGGAAAUUUCGAAGUCUUGGAGAUAUGUCACGUUAAAAAGAAACAACUUUGCCAAUUCUGCAAGACUUGAAAACGCUUCCUGGAGAACUUGGGCCCAGGCACGAAAUGGAUUAAAGACUAUAUCUCCUGCUGAACUCAACUGGAGUAAGGAAAGUGAUGUUACAUGGCUAUAUGGCCCGCUUUACAAAGAGGAAAAGCACGAGUUUGAUAUCAUGGAUUUCAAGAAACACCAAAAGUCUAAACAGCAAGAUCAUAAGUCGUCCGGUCGUCCUACUUCUCAGACAUUUGUUUCUUGUCCUUCUUCAAACGAUUCAUCUCCUACUAGUCCAUGUCUCUCUGAUAGAUUUUCGGAGCAUUUGAAACCAAUUCUGAAAAAACGAACCAAUGUUGAAAAAAUGAUUAGCGAUGCUUCAUAUAGUCGCCUACAAACCCUUCUCGAAGAGCAUGAUCAUAAAUUUAAAGGCAGCCCUAUUUUGGAAUCCAUUGGUCAUACAUAUCAUGACUCUCCCUCGCCUGGGAAUUUGUCGAGCCAUGUCAUAACAGGAGAUGCAUCCCCAUUUUCCUUAUCUGCAAAUGCAAUGAUUGAAGAUGUCAAUAAACUUGACAAUCAUUUGCAGGGUACCAACAAUAGCAAUAAAAAGGAACGAAGGAUUCAUUUCAAUAUGAGAGUUGACCAGUGCAUAGCCAUUGAUGACAUCUCAGACUCUGAUGUUUCGGCAGACAAUGAAUAUGAUAGUGAAUCCGAUGACAACCAUUCAGCAUUUUCAACAUCGACGUUACAACCUAAAUCUUAUGAUGACGAUUAUGAUGAAAUGGGUUAUCCGAAUGCAGGAGACGAGGACGACGAGGAUGACGAAGAUGGAGGUUUUAUGCUUCGCACUAGGGUUGUAUCGCCCAACAUAUCCCACAGACCCUCGAUCCGUUAUGGCUCUUCGCAAACUUUUGAUAUGAACAGCCGAAACAACUCCAGUGACAAUUCUCGAAAUGUUACCACUAUUGCUCCAUUACCAGCAACUACGCUCAAAACUUGCUCUGACGAUGAAGAGGCUGAUCCUUACACCGUUUCUCAUAAUACGCGAACCAAUAGAGGUUACGAUUACUAUUAUGACUAUAAUACGGUGUAUGACGAUACUACGAAUCCAUUGUUCUCGGUUAUUAAUAGUCAACAAAAUGUCGAGGUUUACGAUGUGCCCGAAAGCUGUCAAAUUGAAGAUGUGAUGGAUGUCGACGAAAAUAGUGUAAACCAAAAAGAGGAGUUUGCAAACCAAUCUUGGAAUGAAAGGUCGAAUUAUGAAUUUCCAAUUUCCACCUCGGGACCAGAGAAAGAUCUUUCAGACAAGUACGAGUUACCUUCUCGCCAUUCAAAUAUGAAAACUAAUCCUGUUGAGCAUGGAACUGUUGCUCCUCAGCAACUCGCUUCUGACAAGGUUUCUUCUGAUCUGCAUAAAAACUCAUCUGCAUCGGGACAUUUUGACUCAACAAGUUCAGGAUCUAGUCUUUCGACAAUUAAAGCAGGCCUAAGCGGAUUGGAUUUGGGCAAGUCUGGUUUAAGAAGGAGCUCAAGUACCAGCUCAAAAUCAGCGCUUUAUCAAAUGGCUCAAGAGCCUGUAAUCCAAGGUCGCCAAAGUCAGGGGCAAUAUUCGAUCACCAAUGCCAAUCGCAGGAAUUUUGUGUUUGAUGAUUCUGAUGAGGAGGACGAUUCGUCGGAGGACAAAGAAAUGGAGAUAAAUCCGCCAAGGCAUCUAACUAAUACAUCGCACUCGUAA